Molecule: messenger RNA, 1989 nt
Organism: Talaromyces atroroseus
Lineage: Eukaryota; Fungi; Ascomycota; Eurotiomycetes; Eurotiales; Trichocomaceae
Exons: 6
Coding region: 1-1989 (662 amino acids)
Biological process (GO): transmembrane transport
Cellular component (GO): membrane
Molecular function (GO): myo-inositol:proton symporter activity
Source: RefSeq, a predicted model, not a curated record
AUGACUAAAGACGAGGUCGUGGAAACUCACUCGGGUAUGCUAGCUAUUGCAGCUGAUCAUGGAACUCUUCAUCCGUCUGUCUCUGCAAACGAGGAGUUGCGUAAGAAGCGUAUCCAAGAGCGCACUGAGAAUGUCACUGGAGAAAUCAAAAAUCCUCUUGUGGGCAUCUCCAAGGAGAAGCUGGUAGCAGAUGUCGGGACUUUUGCCCUUGAGUACAAGCUCACUGACAUCUAUCCGCUCUUGAUGAAGGGAGCUCUAGUGGCUCAGCGCCCCCACAACUUUGAGAACAUCGAGGAACUCGAUGAAGAUGAGCGUCAAGCCUUGCGUGAGGAAGUCACCCAUCGUUGGAAGCAUCCAAAGACUCUUUACUACACGAUUGUCCUCAACUCCAUCGGUGCAGCCAUUCAAGGCUGGGACCAGGAAGGCUCCAAUGGUGCAAACUUGUCUUUCCAGGAAAGCUUGGGCAUCCCAAACGCUAGCCCUGGAAUAUGUGACGAAACUGGUACCUGCGAGAGAAAUACCUGGCUGGUUGGCGUCAUCAAUGCGAUGCCAUACAUAACUAUUGCAUUGCUGGUUGGUUGGAUUGCUGACCCGUUGAAUCAUUGGAUGGGCCGUCGUGGCGUCAUCUUUAUUGGUGCCAUAUUUAGUCUUUUGGCACCUAUCGGAUCCGCUACUGCGCAAACAUGGGGUCAAUUGAUUGCUUGCCGUGCCCUUCUUGGAGUUGGCAUGGGGAUGAAGGAAGUCACUGUUCCUGUCUUUUCGGCUGAGAAUUCUCCUACCUCCAUUCGUGGAGCUUUGGUUAUGUCCUGGCAGAUGUGGACUGCAUUUGGUAUAUUUUGCGGCGUCGCCGCCAACUUGGUCGUCAUUCAUGUGGGAGAUAUUACCUGGCGGUUGCAACUAGGAUCUGCCUUCAUCCCUGCUAUCCCGCUGGUACUCGGAAUCUGGUUUUGUCCAGAAUCUCCCCGGUGGCUCAUGACGAAGAAAAGGUACGACAAAGCUUAUGAAUCUCUGUUGCGACUGCGAAACUCUCCCCUUCAGGCGGCACGAGACUUGUACUUCAUACAUGCGCAACUUGUGCAAGAGAAUUUAUUGUUGGAAGAAGCCGGGUUGUCAAAAUCAGCCAAUUUCUUCACACGUUUUCUUGAGUUGGCAACUAUUCCACGAAAUCGCCGUGCCGCCCAGGCUUCUGGUAUUGUUAUGAUUGCCCAGCAAAUGUGUGGCAUCAACAUUAUCUCCUUCUACUCUUCGACCAUAUUUUCCCAAGCAGGAGCUAGCAACAUUGGAGCUCUCCUCGCUUCCUUUGGAUUCGGGGCCCUCAACUUUCUCUUUGCCUGGCCCGCUGUUUGGACAAUCGAUACUUUUGGACGACGAGCCUUAUUGCUUUUCACAUUUCCAAAUAUGUGCUGGUCGUUGCUAGCAGCCGGAUUUUGUUUCUGGAUUCCCUCCGAGAGCAAGGCUCAUCUUGGACUGGUUGCCUUUUUCGUUUACGUUUUCUGCAUGUUUUACUCUCCAGGUGAAGGACCUGUGCCCUUCACUUAUUCCGCUGAGGUAUUUCCGCUAUCCCAUCGUGAAGUCGGUAUGGCUUGGGCAGUAGCAACCAACAAUUUUUGGGGGGCAGUCCUAUCCAUCACUUUCCCAUACAUGCUCACCGCGUUUACGCCGCAAGGCGCCAUCGGUUUCUAUGCGGCACUCAACCUUGUCGCUUUCGUACUGAUAUUCCUUUUUGUCCCGGAGACCAAGCAGCGUUCUCUUGAAGAGCUGGACUAUGUUUUUGCGGUGACUACCCGUCGUCACGCAUCGUACCAGUUAUUUACCGUUUUGCCGUGGUGGAUCAGACGGUACAUCUUUCUCCGCAAGGAUGCGGUUUGUCCUGAGCUUUACAAGGAAGGAUUUGACUCCAACUUGAGUCGCAGCACAUCCGCUUUGCCAGGUAGAAAGAAUGGAGCAGAAGUAGUCACCGCAGAAGAAUAUCACACCGAGACAGUGUGA